Messenger RNA from Coffea eugenioides, 1651 nucleotides. RefSeq names its product WAT1-related protein At5g07050. NCBI's taxonomy places the organism in Eukaryota, Viridiplantae, Streptophyta, Magnoliopsida, Gentianales, Rubiaceae. Gene Ontology annotation, cellular component: plasma membrane. The coding region runs from base 119 to 1339 and encodes 406 amino acids. Gene Ontology annotation, molecular function: transmembrane transporter activity. The transcript has 6 exons. The record is from RefSeq and is a predicted model, not a curated record.
UCUUCAAGUGUUUUCCUCUCUUUCUAACUCCUCAUACCAAGUAGUAACUCUCUUUUCUUCCCUGCUUCUUAGCUAUACUCUACCAUCUCUAGACCUCUAAUUUUAAGCAAGAAACAAAAUGGAGGGAAAAGGAUGUCUUGGCAAUUUUUUCCACAGUGCAAAGCCUUACUUUGCCAUGAUUUGCUUGCAAUUUGGUUACGCUGGCAUGAACAUUAUCACAAAAGUGUCCCUUAAUAGAGGGAUGAGCCAUUAUGUCCUUGUGGUUUAUAGACAUGCUUUUGCCACUGCUGCGAUUGCUCCCUUUGCGAUUUUCCUUGAGAGGAAAGUGAGGCCAAAGAUUACAUUUCCAAUUUUCAUGCAGAUUUUUGUUCUAGGACUUCUUGGGCCGGUGAUUGAUCAGAACUUCUACUAUGCUGGGCUCAAAUUUACAUCUCCAACUUUCUCAUGCGCCAUGAGUAACAUGCUCCCUGCAAUGACUUUCGUCAUGGCUGUCCUCUGCAGGAUGGAGAAAGUUCACAUAAAGAAGAUCAGAUGCCAAGCAAAGGUGAUAGGAACUGUAGUCACUGUUGCUGGAGCCAUGUUGAUGACAUUGUACAAAGGUCACGUCAUCAAUCUGGUUUGGUCAGGGCAUGUCCAGCCUCAUUAUUCUUCCGCACCAGCAGCUGCUGCAACCUCUGAUAAAGACUGGAUUAAGGGCUCCAUUCUCCUGAUUCUUGCCACCCUUGCCUGGGCUUCUUUCUUCAUCCUUCAGGCCUUUACAAUGAAAAGAUACACUGCUCCACUGUCCCUUACAUCGCUUGUGUGCUUCAUGGGAACUUUACAAUCUAUUGCUGUCACAUUUGUGAUGGAGCACAAGGCCUCUGUCUGGACAAUUGGUUGGGACAUAAACCUUCUAGCUGCUGCUUAUGCUGGUAUUGUUUCGUCAAGCAUUGCAUACUAUGUUCAAGGCCUAGUGAUGGAAAAAAGAGGGCCAGUCUUUGUGACUGCUUUUAGUCCAUUGAUGAUGAUAAUCGUCGCAAUCAUGGGCUCCUUCAUUUUGGCUGAGAAGAUAUACGUUGGAGGUGUUCUUGGGGCAAUUUUAAUUGUGUUUGGACUUUACUCUGUUCUGUGGGGAAAAUACAAGGAAUACCAAGAGAAAGUAGCAGAUAUUAUUCCUGAACCAGUCAAGGGAGGUGCAGGAAAUAAUAGCCAAAGUGUACUGGCCAUAGAUGAUGAUAUUGAAGCCAACAUUGUGGAAAUGCAGAAAGCUGAAAUCAACAAAUCCGCUGCCCCUGCCAUAGCCAUUAGUGCUCCUGUGCCUCAGCCUCCCAUGAUAGCUCUGGAAGCACCAAAGGUCUAAACAAGAAUGAAGAAGGAAGCUGAAGAGAAAAGGAAGAUGAAAUAGUACGGGAGAGGGUGAGGGAUAAUAGAGAGAAUAGAGAAGCUAAGAACUUGGCGAUGGAAGAGAAGAACAGCUGGGCAUUUUUGGUCCUUUCAGUCUUAACUCUGGUUUCUUUUUUUUUUUUUUUUUUUUUUGCCCUUCUGGUAUUUGCUCUGUUUCUGUACCUCUUUUUCUUUCUUUUUUGCUUCUUCGAGAAAAAGGAGGUUGUAACUUUCAUGUAAGCUGAUAUGUUGUAAGAAAAUUUGAAGAAAUCAAAAGAAGUUUUUGCAA